Molecule: messenger RNA, 1230 nt
Organism: Brienomyrus brachyistius
Lineage: Eukaryota; Metazoa; Chordata; Actinopteri; Osteoglossiformes; Mormyridae
Product: immunoglobulin superfamily member 3-like
Exons: 7
Coding region: 96-1121 (341 amino acids)
Biological process (GO): response to bacterium
Source: RefSeq, a predicted model, not a curated record
AACUUGCAAGAUCUAGACCAGGGGUCACCAACCUUUUUAAAACGGAGAGCUACUUCACAGCAGAGCAGUUUAUUCUAAACAGUGGAACCACAAAGAUGUUCAGACUCUUUGGUCUUCUCAUUUUCAUUAACACUGCACUGACUACAGAUGUUGUUCAGCCCAGUCACCUGACGAGGGUUCAGCUUGGAGACAGUGUGACCCUGACAUGCUUCUGUCAAGGAGAAACAACUUCUGUUGCUUGGUUUAAGCAAGCUGCUGGUCAGAAGCCCCAGCCCAUGGCGAAAGCACUUCUCUACGUACCUGGUGAAUUUUACAAGGAAUAUAAAAGCAUAAAAGGUUACUCCUUACUGAAUGCAGAGGGGAGUUUUAACCUCACUAUUUCUAACGUGGAGCCGUCAGAUUCUGCAGUGUAUUAUUGUGCUGCUGUGUUUCUUCAUGAGGUCACCUUUGGGAAUGGAACCUUUGUCAUAAUCACAGGUAAAGACUCCAACAGCAGGACUGUGGUACAGCAGCCUGUGUCUGACACAUUGCAGCCAGGAGACUCUGUGAGUCUGCAGUGUACGAUAGAGACUGGGAGCUGUGCAGGAGAACACAGUGUUUACUGGUUCAGACAUGGAUCAGGAGAAUCCCUUCCUGGAGUCAUUUACAGCCACGGAAACAGCAGUGAUGAGUGUGAGAAGAGCCCUGAGGCUGGAUCUCCUACACGGAGCUGCGUCUACAGCCUCCCCAAGGGGAACCUCAGCCUCUCCGAUGCUGGGACUUACUACUGCGCUGUGGCCAUGUGUGGGGAGAUGCUGUUUGGGAACGGCACACAGCUGGAUAUAGAUGGCUUUCAGAAGCUGCUGGAUCCUCUUCACUCUGGCUUGCUGAUAGUUUUAUCUUGCAGCAUUAUUCUGAACGUUGCUCUCAUUUGUAUAAGAUGUAAACUGACCUGUACACACUGUGCAGAUGAAAAGAACAGUGAUAUAUCAAAAGUGGAAUGGUCACGCAAGCAAUGCCAUGACGAGGACACACUGAAUUACGCUGCCCUGAACCUUAAGAAGCCAAAACCCAGGAGACAGAAGAAAGACGGGAAUAAUGACACUCUGUAUUCUGACCUCCGCUACAGAGAUUAUGAAUAAAGAUGCUUCUCAUUCAUGUCAGUCACACAGAGUGUUCAGGGUGUAGCUUUAAUAAUGUUCAGAGGAGGGCAGGGGAGCCAGUGCUUCUGAGACUGAAUCACGGGAUUUU